AAUGUGGCAACACUGUUCGCAGCUUGAAUUCAAAUCCACUUGGUUCGGACAACAGUUGGUUCAGUCGGUGCAGCAGCAGUUUCGUGAAAAAAAUGAGCUCCUCCGAAUCGCAUUCCUCCAUUUCCGGGACGGCCACCCCAUCGGCAGUUAGUUACUCGAAUCUACUCACCUCGGAGUAUGAGCACAAUUUGGCCCAACGGAUGCUAUCGGAACUCCUCCACACAGGUGAAGAAACUGUUGAGAAACCCAUCCUGACUUUUGAGGACAUUUGCGAGCGCGUGUCAGUCCUCACCGAAAUGGGCAUGCGGCUCGACGAUUUGAUCGAACCGGGAAUGGAGUGCUAUAAGCUGCUGAAUGAUACCGCCCCGGAGACCGAAACCCCGGACGAGCCUAUGCCGAUGAAAGCAACGGCCUCCGCUUCGGAUCAGGUCGUUCCGGUUGUGCCAACUUCCAGUACGUUGAAGCGUAGGAAGUCGUUUGACGAUUCCGGAUUGAGAAAUACACCGCCAAAGCAGCGUCGAAAGAAUCCGCCCUCUUCUUUGUUGGCUCGCCGGCAGCAUGGCAGGGUUCGACGCACACUUUCGGCACCCUCCCUAUAGUUUGAUGUGCUUGGUGAGCGCACGUUGAUUUUUUUUAAUAAUGUUAUUACUUUUCAUUUUAACGAUUUACGUGAAAUGUUUUGAUACAUGACUAUGACUUUUACUAUGUAACAUUACUAUUUAUGAUUUUUACUAUGUAACAUUACUUUUAAGCACAUUCGUAACGUUGUAUACAUGUAGAGAACUAGGUACAUCACACCUAGCAGUAUACAUUUCGUGAUUUGCGUUGAUGGAUGCUCUACGAGGAACAAAGGAUGAGCCGUAGCUUCUGUUGCUUCCUUCAUUUGUACGCCCCCUACAGUUGAGGCUACUAUUUUUUUAUAAAUGUAACUAUAUGACUUUUACUAUAAAACCUUAUUUUUAAGCACAAUGUAGAGAAAUACAUAACACUCAGCAGUAUA
Molecule: messenger RNA, 1000 nt
Organism: Aedes aegypti (yellow fever mosquito)
Lineage: Eukaryota; Metazoa; Arthropoda; Insecta; Diptera; Culicidae
Exons: 2
Coding region: 93-599 (168 amino acids)
Source: RefSeq, a predicted model, not a curated record